AUGACACGGCCAUGCUCAGCACUACUCGCCCUCCUCGCCGUGCAUGACACAUGCCCCGCUCCAGCAUGGUGGGCCUCCCCGCGCAUUGUCCCGGCGCCCUGCCUGGCCACAGCUGCGCUGGCUGCUGGCCUUGCUCUGACAGCGGCGGCGUGUGCGAUGGCGACGGCGGCUGCUCUCGCCGCCCGCCGCCGCUUUCCGCCUGCCAUGUGGCUCCAUCGCGCUUCACUAGCCGCCCUUGCCGCCUCCGCCGCGGCGCUUGCUACCGAUACCCCAUCGCCGAUCAUUGUUGUGGCGCUGGCGGCAGCAGCAGCGUCUGCCGUCCUUGCUCCUGAGGCGUGGGUGGCGGCGAUAGCUAUGGCGCUGCCUGUAGUUACAGGCGGCUGGAUCUGGGUUGUUGCUCCUUGGCUACCAGGGUCACCGUUACAGCACGUUCUUGCGCGCCGCCGCGCGCUGGCGGGAUCGCUGGCCGGUACCGGCGCCGCGGUUGCGGUGGCUGGGCUGUGGGAGCUGGUUCGCGCGCGUCCAGCGUCUCAUCUGCCUCAUUCGUCGAGCCAACCGGCGCUGGGGCGGGUCAACAUCAACGAGGCGACGCCGCUGCUGGUGCGCGCUCGGGAUGACAACACGACGAGUGCUUCACGACGGCAAUCGCGACUGGCAGGCCUCUGUUUUUCCUGGGUCACACCGCUCAUCCGGGCUGGUGCCUCACGCCAGCUCGGCCGCGAAGACUUGCUCGCUCCUCCGCAACAACUCCAACCGAGCGCCGAUGAUCAGCGCGCGCUGCGGGCUGUGCUUGCUCGCGGCCGCGGUUUGGUCUGGGCACUGGCGAGCGUCUAUGGCUGGCGCUACUUUCCGCUCGGCGGCUUCAAGCUGGGCGCCGACGUGUGCGGCUUUUGCGCGCCUCUACUGCUCAACGUAAUCGUUGGACUCAUCGAGAGUGGCAGCGGCAGCAGCGGACAGGCUUGGGACUGUCUUCCGUCGGCCCGCAAUCAGGGCUACAUCGCGGCAUUGCUUCUUGUGUUCACGCUCGGUGCGGCCGCUGGACUCAACAUUCACUACACCUUUGCCAUGAACUCACUGGCGCUGAGCGUCCAGGCCCAGCUCACGGCAAUGGUGUCAGCCACGGUGCUCACGGCACCAUCGGCGGCGGUAGCGCAGUACUCUGCCGGAGAGCUCAACAACUUUAUCUCGACUGACGCGUCGCGGGUGGUCAACAUUGGUGCCUCGUUCCACGCCGCGUGGUCACUCCCGUUCCAGAUUGCGGUCUCGCUUGCUCUCCUGUAUUCGCAGGUCGGCGAAGCCGCUGCUGCCGGCCUCGUCUUUGCCCUUCUCCUCAUUCCGCUCAACAAGUGGAUUGCUUCUAAGAUCGGCGCCCUCUCAGCCGCAAUGAUGGCCUCCAAAGACGCGCGCCUUGCUGCCACCAAGGCUGUGCUCGCCGAGAUCGAGACGGUCAAGCUCCUGGGUUGGGCGCCGUACCUCGCGCGGCGGGUUGCAAAUGCCCGGCGGACCGAAAUGAUCACCCUUGCCUCGCGCAAGUACCUCGACGCCUGGUGUGUCUACUUUUGGGCGGUGACUCCAGUCCUUGUCUCCAUCCUCACCUUUGGCACCUACACGCUGGUGAUGGGCCGGACGCUGACGCCGACCAAGGUCUUUACAUCACUUGCGCUCUUCAACAUGCUUCUUGGCCCACUCAACGCCUUUCCGUGGGUCCUCAACGGCCUUGUUGAGGCGUGGGUUUCAGCCAAGCGACUCGCGCGGUUCCUCGCCCCGUUGCCGGUCUCGGCCAGCCUCGGCGAGAGCGUAGUCGACACCCGCGGGUGGACUUUUGGCUGGAGCGGGGUCGACGGCGCGUUCCGAGUCCAGGUUCCGGCCCUGAUCGGAGAAGCUGGCGUCGUGGGCGCGCUGGCAGUUGUGGGACGGAACGAGAGCGGCAAGUCGACGCUGCUGAGCGGACUGACUGGCCAGACACCAAUCGCGGGCGGUCCGGGCGUCGGACGGUUGCUUGCCGAGGUACUGGGCGUGUCGGGCGAACGCUCGCUGCGCAUUGGCCUGGUUAGUCAGACACCGUUCCUGGUUGCCGACACGCUUCUUUCCAAUGUGACGUUUGGCGAGCCCGAGGUGGCCGGCCGCCUCGCCGAGGCGGCGGCGGCGGUCUGCCUCGACGCAGAUCUGGCGGAGAUGCCGCUUGGUUGGCAGACGCGCGUUGGACGUGGCGGAUGCCAGAUCUCUGGUGGCCAGCGGAUGCGGGUGGCGCUGGCUCGGAUUGUGUACGCGCGCCACAGGCUCGAUCUUGUCGUGCUCGACGACCCGCUCGCUGCGCUGGACGAUGGCGUGGCCGCUGACCUUGUCGCCAGCGUUUUCCCUCUGCUGGCGGCUGCGGGGGUGCCUGUCGUUGUGGCGACGCCCAAGCUGGAUGCGCGACUACCGGCAUCCUUGUUUGGAGCUGUGUGGCGUGUUGACAGCGGCACGGUUGCACUCGUCGCCGAUGACGAGGUAUUCCACCAGUCUGCAGCCACAACGCAGCCGACUCAAAGCGACACAAGCGAUGUUGGCGCAUUAAGGGGCAGCGGUUCCGAGCUAGUCGAUGCCGAUGACGCGAGUGAGGACGGCGAGGAAGAAGCUCGCGCCGAAGGAGCUCUGGCGCUGUCAACCUACACCCGGUACGGCCGGAUGAUGGGGCUGACCAACUGUGUGGGAUUGACGUGCGCAAUGGUGGCGAUGCAGGCGUCGCGCAAUGUGACCGACUGGUGGCUGGCGUAUUGGGUGGGGGCGCUGCGCCGUGGCGAGGCGCAGUCACUCUCGUUUUACCUUGGCGUCUACGCUGGGCUUGCCGUGGUGAACUCUGCAGCAACGCUUGCGCGUGCAUUUCUGUUUGCACGCGGCGGGAUUGUGGCGGCGAAGCGAAUGCACGCCGAGCUGCUUGACGGUGUACUCGGGGCACCGCUGGCGUUCUUUGGCAACCAUCCGGUCGGGCGGCUGCUCAACCGGUUCUCGUCGGACGCGUGGGCGGUCGACGACUCGCUCCCAUUCAGUCUCAACAUCUUUCUUGCGAACGGAUUUGGGCUCGCGGGUGCGCUUGUGAUCAUUCUGAUUGUGGUGCCUUUGUUUGGCGCUGCGCUUUUGCCUCUGAUGGCGGCGUACGCGGUAGUGGGGCGCGUUUAUAGGGCGUCGUCGCGGGAGCUGAAGCGGCUGGUGGUGGUUGCUCGAUCGCCGCUGUACGAGCACAUCGACGACGUGUCGGCUGGUGCGGCGACGCUCCGGGCGGCCGGUGGACCGGCAUGUGCGGAGUUUACUGGGCGUCUCAACAAGGCGCUUGAGGUCUGGCUUGCGGCGUCGUACACUGAGCUUGCGGCGGGGCAGUGGCUGGCGGUGGCCGUGCAAUCACUCGGAGCGUGUGUGGUUGCCGGCGUGGCACUCAUCGGAGUGGCCAUGUACGUACCAGGUCCAGACGCGACGAGCUCGCCAUCGUCAGCGGCGGGGCUGCUGGGGCUAGUGCUCUCGUACGCGCUCCCGAUCUCGGGCCUGCUCAACGGCCUGCUCAACACGGGCACCGAGACCGAGAAGGAGUUUGUAAGCGUGGAGCGGAUGCUCGAGUACGCUGACGUGCGACCCGAGUCGAUCGACGAUGAGAGCGAGGAAGUGGCUGACGGCUCGGUGGCGGUGGAGCUGACGCGCGCGUGGUAUGGCGGACAUGAGCGAGGUGCCAGGAGACCGAACGCGGUGCUUGUGGAUGCCAGCUUUGAGCUGGCCGCCGGCGACAGGGUGCUCGUGGUGGGGCGGACAGGCGCUGGCAAGUCGUCGCUGGCCAAGCUUCUCGUGGGCGGACUGGAGGUUGCGCCCGGGAGUGACGUUGUUGUGGGCGGGUUGCGUGUACAGGAUGGCAACGUGGCUGCGCUGCGCGCGGGAGUGUGCCUGGUGGGUCAGGACCCGGGUCUGUUUGACGGAAGCGUGGCCUUCAAUGUGGAUGCGUCUGGGCGAGCGAGUGCAGCAAGUGUGCGAGCUGCGCUGGACGCGGUGGGGCUGGGAGAUGUUGCAGUUGACGCACAUGUUGGCGGGCGAACGCUCGGGCGAGGUGCCCGGCAGCGGCUGUGCAUCGCGCGGGCGCUGGUGCGGAAGGCCAAGGUGGUUACGCAGCAUCGAGUGAUGUGGCGGCGGUUGUGCGGCGGGCGCUUGGCGAGCAAGUGA
Thecamonas trahens ATCC 50062 is the source of this 4182-nucleotide messenger RNA. RefSeq names its product multidrug resistance-associated protein. The coding region runs from base 1 to 4182 and encodes 1393 amino acids. NCBI's taxonomy places the organism in Eukaryota, Apusomonadida, Apusomonadidae. Gene Ontology annotation, cellular component: membrane. The transcript has 2 exons. The record is from RefSeq and is a predicted model, not a curated record. Gene Ontology annotation, molecular function: ATP binding; ATP hydrolysis activity; ABC-type transporter activity. Gene Ontology annotation, biological process: transmembrane transport.